AUGGCAUCAAUAUCCACAUAUCUCUUAACCGUGACCCCCAAAACCCAUUCUUUAACCCUCUCCCAUAAAGCACUCAAACCCCCUAAACUCCACUAUUUGCCACCCCUUUUUCUCCCCUCAAGUGUAAAAUACCAGUGCCGUCGUAGACGUAAUUCAGUUGUUUUGAUUAGGGCUAGUAGCAGUAGUGGUAUUGAUGUUACUACGUCAGCAAUUAAGCCCGGAGGCAUCGUCGAGAGUGAUAAAUUGCCAUCGGAGAUGCGGAAGCGGGCCAUGGAUGCCAUUGAUUCGUUUGGAGGGAGGGUUACAAUUGGUGACGUGGCAAGCAAGGCCGGGCUCAAGUUGAAUGAAGCUCAGAAGGCCCUGCAAGCUCUCGCUGCCGACACUAAUGGGUUCUUAGAGGUUUCGGAUGAAGGUGAUGUAUUGUAUGUUUUUCCUAAGGAUUAUCGAUCAAAGCUCGCAGCGAAGUCUUUUAAGAUAAAAAUUGAACCUUUGUUUGAGAAGGCCAAGAUGGCUACUGAGUAUGUAGUGAGGGUCUCCUUCGGGACAGCACUUAUUGCUUCUAUUGUACUUGUUUAUACCACGAUAAUUGCUAUUCUCUCGAGUAGUCGUGAAGAGGACAAUCGUGGAAGGCGAGGAAGAUCUUAUGAUACAGGCUUCAUGUUUUACUUGAGUCCAACUGAUUUGUUCUGGUAUUGGGAUCCGUAUUAUUACAGGAGGCGACGAGUAAGAGAAGAUGGUGGUGGGAUGAACUUCAUUGAGUCUGUCUUCUCCUUUGUAUUUGGGGAUGGUGAUCCAAAUCAAGGUAUCGAAGAAGAGAGGUGGAAGUUGAUUGGACAAUAUAUAGCAUCAAAUGGUGGUGUUGUCACAGCUGAAGAACUUGCGCCAUAUCUUGACGUAGGGACUGCUGAAAACACGGAUGAUGACUCGUAUAUAUUACCUGUACUUCUAAGAUUUGAUGGUCAGCCAGAUAUAGACGACGAGGGGAAUAUUUUGUACUGUUUUCCAUCACUACAACGCACUGCUGCUCCACAGAGGAGUAGACAGAAGGAAUAUGUUGGAAGAAGAUGGGCUGAUUGGGUGGGAGGAGUUGAAAAGUUUUUUGAGGAAAAGAAAUGGCAAUUCAGCAAAACUAGUGCUUCAGAGAGGGCAAUGGUGAUUGGUCUGGGCGGGCUUAAUCUAUUUGGUGUUAUAAUUCUCAGUACCAUGUUGAAGAACAUGACAACAAGUCCAAGUGGGUUCAUAUCAUUUGUGUCCGACGUAUUUCCCUUACUUCAGAUCUAUGCUGGCUCUUUCUUUGCAAUUCCUUUGUUUCGAUGGUUUUUUGUUCAAAAGACAAAUGCAGAUAUCGAUAAAAGAAAUCAAGCCAGGGCAAAACGUUCGCGUGCACUUGAAUCACCGGAUCUCUCUUUGAGGCGAAAGCUUUUGAGCGCUCGAGACAUGGCUCAAAGAACAUUCAUCGGUCAGGAUCGAAUUGUUUACAGUACCGAUAAGGAUCUAUACGAGCAAGAUUACGAGGCCCGAGAAUGGGAUCGGAGAUUCAAAGAGAUUGAAAAGUCUGACUAA
Molecule: messenger RNA, 1563 nt
Organism: Fraxinus pennsylvanica
Lineage: Eukaryota; Viridiplantae; Streptophyta; Magnoliopsida; Lamiales; Oleaceae
Source: the annotation of a GenBank genome assembly